This is a messenger RNA of Triticum aestivum (bread wheat), 5086 nucleotides long. RefSeq names its product protein FAR1-RELATED SEQUENCE 5. Gene Ontology annotation, biological process: regulation of DNA-templated transcription. Bases 2180 to 4900 code for a protein of 906 amino acids. Gene Ontology annotation, molecular function: zinc ion binding. The record is from RefSeq and is a predicted model, not a curated record. Lineage: Eukaryota; Viridiplantae; Streptophyta; Magnoliopsida; Poales; Poaceae. The transcript has 8 exons.
CCACCCAGACGUCUCGUCUCUCGUUCAACUCCCAUCCCGGAUCUCGCAUCUCUCUCACCCACGACACGGGAUCCCACCUCCUCGUGGCGCAGUCCAUGCCCGCCCCAUCGGAAAAUCGCCUCCGUCUCCGCCUAGCCGUCGAUGUCCUACUUAUCUUUUCUUUCGUCGGAAAGGCCAUAAGGGAGGAUCUGUUUUUCUGGGCGGCCAUGAGCUCCAUCCCCAGAUCGGUGGCGCACCACACCCCUGAAGAAUGGGUAUGUAUCCAAUUUUUAUCUGGAGUUAUUGGGCUUGCUGCUGCUAGCUCUUCCACGCUCUUGGCACAUAGCCAUGCGGUGGUGAGCGACAGUAGCAACGUUGAGUUUUGGGGGCCGUCGGCGUCGUGGAACUCGGUGUGGCUGAAGGUACUCUAUCAGGUAAUCGGGUGGAUCACCUUCUUUCCUGGUCCUUCAUCUUCUACCUGUAGGUUGUCCUCUACUACAAGAGCAAGAGGUGCUCCUUCUAUCCCUUUCCUUUGUCCUUGGCUAUAGUCUAUUUGGGCUAGAUUUGUUUGACCAGCUGUUCGUCUGUUCCUCAGCCUGCGGUUCUGAGGAUUCACUUAAUCUGCUCACAAAACAGACUUUGCUUCCUUUGUCAUAUAUGUGUCUUGAUUUUGGAAGAAAAAAAAACAACCUUGAGAAAUUUGUCUGGUACCAUGUCAAAUGUCUAGAAAAUGCAGUUUUCUUUGAGCUGACGAUGAACCGUGUCUUCAGGCAGAUGCAAAUUCUAGGAAAUUGCCUCGAUUGCUUUGCUCCUAUGGCAAGAUAGUGGCCCUGUUUAUUGGAGGGUGUCAUGUAUGCAAAGUACAGGCAAAGAAACAAAACAAAAAGCAGUUACCAGUUAGCACCGAGUAGAACGAACCUUUUCCUUGUGGUGCUUAUAAACUACUCCAUCCGAUCCAAACAGAAGUGUCGUGGUUUUUUUGGGUUGGAGGGAGUAUUUAAUGUACGCUUUGUUGUCCAUCUAUUAUUAUUGUUGUAUAACGAUUCUUGCUGGUAUGGCUAAAUAAAAAUCACGACCAAGAAGAAGAGACAAGGUAUAAGAAUAAGCCAUUACGAUAUCCGGAUCAGAUCGAAAUCAGGGAAAUCGUCAUGAAACCAGAGAUACAGUAAAAAAAGGUUUUUAAGUAGUAAAUUAAGGGUUUUGGUGCUUUGCACAACUGCAUGAAAAAUGAGAGUAUAAAUUUUGGACCUGUCAAGAUUUGUAAUUGUGGCAGUAUGGUCUGAUUGUGUUUAUUUUAGUAACCAGCUCAUCCUCCAUGACAUUGCUCUUCAUAGGUAUUGCUUUUCCUUGCCCAUUCCUAUAAGGCUAUAACUAAUUAAGCUUCAUCUUAAAAAAUAGGUUUAUCAUUCCACCCUUAAGAAAGAGGUUAUGCACAGAGAAGUGACCUUCAAGUGUGAAGCCAGAUGCAAAAACAACACAUGUUGAUGCAAUUGUUCCACACCCUCUUAAUUCUUUUCCUAUCUGACCAAAUGGUAUCUACUCUUUGUCCAGAUGUUGCAAAAAGGAAUGAAUUAUUGAAUGUUUGCUGCUCCAGAGUAUGCUAGAUUGUGGUUUUUUUAGCAAAACUGAUAAUUUGUGUAAAUUUGGAAUUUUAUAUGAUGGCUAGCGUACCAUUCCAUCGCAUCAAGAUAAUAUAUAUAUUGUGGAUAAUGGGGUCGCGCUAUUCGUCACCCUGGGUGAGGAAUUCUUAUUCCUCAUCCCAGCCAUCCUAGACGUCCGACCAACAGCGUCGCUGGGCACUAGCCAAAGCAGAAGUAAAUUUAUGGCAAGCAAAGAGAACCCAACCAUCCGCACGCACAUGCGUGCGAUGCAAUUUUUCUUUUUGUGUGAGGUAAACUUACGGCACUAGACCGUUCUUGAUGUGUGAUUUCAUCCCAUCCGUAAGAGCCAACGUAAGAUUAUGGUUUGACUCCCCGUCAUUACUGUGCCACAUAUCGCGGAUCAGUAUAUAUGGAAAAAAAAAUCUUCCCGUCGACUCUCCCAGCUGGGAUCUGUCCAUCCUCUGUCUCCCCGACCCCGUCGCCGCUAGCCUGUCCGAUGCGAGGGAGCGCUGCCAUGGGAGAGCCGGCCCCAGUGAGGAUUCAGAUCGGCGGGCCGAGGAGUCGCCGGGGCGGGCGGCGGGAGAGCUCAUCCGGGCGAGAUGGAGCCACCAUCCCGGCAGGGAGGCGCGUCGACGGGAGCACGGUGUCCACCCGUCAUGGCCGAGAUUCCAUAUUGCGGUUUCAAACUUCGGGCCCCAAGACGUGGGACUGGCAUUGUUUCUUUUCUCAGGGACGCGAGAGGAGAGAUGCACCCGGCGGUUUCCCUCAUGGACUCGCCGGAUUUCCACCGGCGAGAAUCCGAGGACAAUGAGACUUGUCCGAGAAGGUUUGCUGCUGCUGAUGGUGCGCCUCCUCCAGCAAUUUUCUCGACGCCAGAACAUGGCGUUGGAACUUCGGCAGGCAGUGGUUCAGAAUUUCCCAUAGCCGAUGAUAACUCAUUGGUGUGUCAUCCGGCGAUGCACUCAUCCAUAUUGAUGCCGCCGUGUACUGUUGAACCAAGGGAGAUGAUGACACCGGAUGCCAGCGCAAGAUACAUACACGGUGAGCAAGUCCGCGAAGAUUUUGUGCCAAAGAGAAAUAUGGGUUUCGUCACCGAGGAGGAAGGGUAUGACUUUUAUCUACAAUAUGCAAGAGAAGCUGGUUUUGGUAUUACGAAGCUCAAGAGGAAGCCGAUGUCGCGUCUAUAUGCAUGCUCCCGACAAGGUACUUCGACAUUUUACAAGCCCGGGGAGGAACGGAAACGUGCAAAGAUGUCAAAGAGAGUUAACUGUAAGGCAGCGGUUAAGAUGAAGAAAAAAGGGAAAGAAUGGAUAUAUGAGAAAGUACUAUUGGAGCACAAUCAUACCCUAAAUCCUGAGCCAUGGGAGUUGAAGCACAUGCAUUCACACAAGAACAAAGACCCUGCUAUCAUGGAAUUCCUUGAUGAUCUGCAGAUGUGCGACGUCUCUCCUAAUGCCACCAUGAAUGUGUUGACCAAGAUGCAUGGCAACCGUGAGAACAUGCCAUGGAGUGAACGUGACUUGCAAAAUAGAAAAGCUGAAAAUGUGCGUAAGGAGCGAGCGGAUGAUGUAAAAAAACUAAAGGCUUUCUUCAACGAGUGCAGAGCACAGAAUAGUAAGUUUUAUUAUGACAUAGAACAUGACUCCGAGGGUGCUCCAAAGAAUAUAUUUUGGAGUCAUGCUAGCUGCCAGGCUAACUAUGCUGAGUUUGGUGAUGUGGUUACUUUUGAUACAACAUAUAAGUGCAAUUUUUACAAUAAGCCAUUAGCAAUGUUUGUUGGGAGCAACCACCAUUUGCAGAAUGUCAUUUUUGGUUUUGCACUCCUCGGUGAUGAGAAGGAGGAAACAUUUGAUUGGGUUUUUCGCACUUUCAAAAUGUGCAUGGAAAACAAAGAACCUCAUUGCAUACUUACAGAUCAAGACCAAGCAAUGGCAAAUGCUCUUCCGGGAGUGUUUCCAAACACUAUUCAUAGGCUAUGCAGAUGGCAUGUUUUGCAUGGUCACAAAGACAGCUUGAAGGUGUUGUAUAACUUGUAUGAUGGUUUGAAAGAGAAGUUGUUGACAAUAAUAAAUCAUCCCCUCACCCCCAUGGAGUUUGAGAAGGCAUGGAUGGAGAUGGUGAAUGAAUAUGGACUCGAGUCAGAUCCUACAAUUGGCAGUUUGUAUGAUCUGCGUACAAGAUGGAUCGCCGCAUACUUUAAGGAUGUUUAUUGUGGGAAAAUGACAUCUACGCAACGCAGUGAGAGCACAAACAGAAUUGCGAAAAGAAACCACAUUGACCCUACGACACCUCUGCACGUGUUUGCAAGAAAAAUGUUUCAGGUUUUGCAAGGGAGAAAAGAAGCAGAAGCCCGAGAGACCAUGGAAUCUCAGGCCCGGCCAAAAACAGUAACAAAUUACCCUCUGGAACAUCAGUUGAGCAGAAUCUAUACCCGUGCAGUAUUCAGGAAAUACAAAGAAGCAUAUGUUUAUGGAACCUCUUUUCUUACAAAGAAAGUUGGCGCUGGUCGUUUCCUUGUGGUGUACGGUAGAGAAGGGCCGACUUUUUCGUGGUCCCAACAUGAGUUCAAAGUGGUUUGUGAUGAAGAGAAAGAAGAAUACAAGUGUGAGUGCAAGCAGUGGGAGCACACAGGACUGCUAUGCCCACACCUUAUUAUAGUGAUGACAAAUGAGCAGAUUCAGAAACUUCCAAGCAAAUAUGUGUAUAGAAGGUACACAAGGAAUGCAAAGAUUGACCCACCAUAUGACAGGAAUGACACUCUCCAGGUUGGAGCCGAUGGGACAUCAAAUAGUGGAAAGCACUUAAAUAUGCUCAGACUGGCUUAUGCCUGUGUUAGAGCGGGGGACAGAUCAACAGUUGGAUAUGAAAGAGUCAUUCAUGUGAUGACAGAACUUAGGGAUCAGGUUGAGGCACUUCCUCCUGAUGUCAUGCCUGUGUUUGAUUAUGGAGGUUGCAGUGAUCCAGCUGGCCGUGAGCUAGAUAAUUUUAAAGCACCACCGAUUGCAAAAACAAAGGGUUGUAGAUCAGAAGAAGGGCGUAGGAUCGGCGCACCCGGGCCAAAGAAGUGCACAAGAAGAUGCAGCAAUUGCGGCCUUAUGGCAGGUCACAAUAGGGCGUCAUGCGAAGAACGAACAGAAAGCUUCGCAGUUGGUGGCAGCAGAGCAGCCCAGGGGAGGGGCAGGGGCAGGGGUAGGGGUAGGGGCAGGGGUAGGGGUAGGGGAAGGGGAACGACAACUCGCCGCCGUUUGAUACAUGAUGAGGUGGACGAAGAUGAAGACUUAGAUUAUCAGGAAGAAGAUGAUCUGCUAGGUGAUGAAUAAUCUUGCGGAAAAGAUGGUAGCAAUUAUUCCAGUUUGGUGACUUGUAAAUAACUCGAUUGUGAAACUAUGUUGUGUCAGUCAUUACAACUAGUUUAUUUCUAGUACUCUGAGAGAUAAUUGAAAGCAUUAUGUGUAGAAUCAGUGUUCAGAAAUUAUUUCAUAUUUGACGUGGUUGCUGGUGGGGAA